CGGGGCUGCGGAGGGCUGGGGGCCGCGUCCCCCCGGUGGCCCCGGGCUGGCGGCAGCCGGCGCUGGCCCCGCCGUCCGUCGCUCACCCCCUCGCCGCCGCCGGCGCGGCGCUUCCCAGCGCCUCCGCCGUUUAAAUGGGCCAAGUUCGAGAAGCGGCGGCGGCGGCGGCGGCGGAGGGAAAUCUUGUUUGGUCGGAGUCUCCGAAGUGUGCGGUGACUUCUGAGCACCGAUCAAUGCGUGUCUGUCCCGGCUCGGGGGCCCGGCCCGGCCCGGCGCGGCGCUCGGGGGCUGCGGGCGGCGGCGCGGGGAGCGCAGGGCCGGCGGGGAUGAUGGCACUGUAGAUGUCCGUGCGGCUAGACCUCUCCGAGAUGUCAGGUAUUAGUCCGGAGGGGCAGAUCUGCGAGCCACACAGCAGCUCCCGGGUCUCCGGUACAUUAGGCUCUCCGUGGGAGAGGGAUCCCAGACAGCUCUGCUGGGGAGCCAGCCCCGGAGAUUUGUUAGCGGGCUGCUCCGGGGGAUACCAGCCACCUCCGGCACCCGAGCGCCAAAGGUGCCUGUGCUGCUGCUGCUGCUGCUGCUGGCGCGUUUCAUCCAAACUCCAGCCAGAGCGAGGGCAAGUUGAACCGGAGACAUUGGAGCCGCUGUGCUUUGGAGACGCCGGGGCGCACGGCGAGCGCGGCGGCACCAUGCCUGCUAUCAAGAAGGAGCGCCUUGACAGGGAAGAGAUGGCCCUGGCAGCUUUCAACCAGCCCAUGGAAACCUUACCUGACUACCUCGCGCCUCUGGCCGCCGCUGCCAUUCCGGUGGUCGCCCCGCACCCGCCGGCUUACGACCAGAUCUUCGCCCACCGCGCGUACCUGGGCUUCCACGAGCCCCACCGCCCCCACCCGCACCACCCCCACCACCUCCCCGAGGACCUGAUGCUGGAGAGGUUCUCCUCCAUCCCGGAUUUCCAGCCCUUCUUUGACAACGGAGAGCCUUGCAUCGAGGUGGAGUGCGGGGAGAACAAGGCGCUGCUCUACAUCAAUAAGUUGUGCCAAGGGAGCAAAGGACCCUCUAUCCGCUACCGGGGAGAGUGGCUCACCCCCAACGAGUUCCAGUUCGUCAGCGGCAGAGAGACGGCCAAGGACUGGAAGCGCAGCAUCAGGCACAAAGGGAAAAGUUUGAAGACUCUUAUGUCCAAAGGAAUCUUACAGGUACAUCCUCCAAUCUGUGAUUGCCCUGGGUGUCGAAUUUCGUCUCCAGUGAACCGGGGCCGCCUGGCAGAGAAGAGGAGCAUCCCCCUGCCCCCCAGCAGGGUCCCCAAGAAGGAGCUGGGCUUCCCCCACAGCGAGGACAGCCAGGAGAGCGACCAGAGCAAUGGGCAGCAGCCCGAGGUGAAGCAGGAGGAGGAUCUGCACAUCAGUAUCAUGAAAAGAAGGAUUCACACCCACUGGGAUCUGAACAUCUCCUUCCGAGAGACCUCUUGCAGGUACCGUUUUUGGGCCCCUCUGUGUAUGCCGCGACAGCGACCUGUCCACCAUCAUCUCCAACCUGCACCAGAGCCGCCAGCUCGUUAUGCCAGAGAGCCAGAGCCGCUGCGAGUUCAAGAGGAACCCCCUGGACGUGGGGCUGGCAGCAGCAGUGCCAGAUUUCAUGGGUUUCCAGUUGCAGUAGGACUAUUUGCAUGGAUAGAAGUGGAGGAUUCAGGCUCCCUCAUGCUAGAGGAAGAUGAAAUUUUAGGCAAGAGAAGAGUAUGUUCUCCCAACAGCAGCAGUGAGUGUCCUUUAGAGAGCAAGAAAGCCCGAAGUGAGUCCCCGAAGGAGACGUCGCAGACGCCGGCGCUGGAGGAGGUGGCGCAGAUGACCCCGGAGGAGCACUACAGGCGCAUGAUGUCGGCCCUCAACGAGCACGGCACCUUCGAGGAGCAGCAGCAGCAGCAGCAGCGCCUCUUCCAGCUGGCCAACAGCAUGGCAGUGCCCAGCCACGGAGAUCUGCUCCGGGCGCGGCAGGAGGUGGCGGCGGCGGCGGCGGCGCGGACCCCGGGCGCGAUGGAAGCGCACAUCCCCUCGGCCAGCAACUCGUCCAGCCAGCGCAGGAAGCAGGGCCUGCCCCAGCACAGGGACAGCCACUUCCCCGACAGGGAGAUCUCCCACCCACCACCUCUGCUGUCGCCCCAGAACGCUCCCCACAUCGCCCUGGGGCCCCACCUGAGACCUCCCUUCCUCGGGGUGCCUUCAGCGCUGUGCCAGACGCCAGGUUACGGCUUCCUCCAGCCGGCACAGGCGGAGAUGUUUGCGCGGCAGCAGGAGAUGCUACGGAAGCAGAACCUGGCCAGGCUGGAGAUGUCGGCCGAGCUCAUCCGCCAGAAGGAGCUGGAGAACCUGCACCGGCAGCGGCUGCUGGCCGCGGACCCCCUGAGCCUGCACCCGGGGCUGCCCCCGGACCACCCGGCGCUGCGCAGCGUGCACGACGUCCCCGAGGGCCACGCGCUGCGCGACGAGCUGUCCCGGCGCAACGCCAUGCUGGUGCUGCGGCACAACAACGCCCCGCUGCUGUCCCUCGCGGCCGGCGGCGGCCCCGGAGCCAACACGCCGCCCAAGGAGCAGCCGCGGCGGGCGCAAGGCGGGCGCAAGGCCUCGCAGGCCCGGGCCGAGCCGCAGGGCCCCGGCGAGGCGCGGGAGGCGCGCGCGGCGCGGGACGGGGCCCAGGACUGUAACGACGAGGAGAUGAAGGACUCGGAGAGCGACGCCGAGGCCGGCGAGGACAAGGCCGAGGGGCUGAAGGCCGAGGGCGGCUCGGCGGCGGAGCUCAAGGAGGGCAAGGACGGCGCGGGCAAGGCGGGCGAGGGGGCCAAGGAGCCGGGCGAGGCGGGCGCGGGCCCCGGCGUGCCCUGCAGCUCCUCGAGCGCCGAGUCCCCCAGCCACCUGCUGGGGCCCGGCAUGGGCAAGGCCGAGGUGAAAUACCUGCCGCCGGCCUCCCUGCCCGCGCCCCAGCCGCUGCCCUUCGGCUUCCCCUACACCAUGAGCCCCUACUUCCAUGCAGGCACCAUGGGAGGUCUGUUUCUGGACGGGGAGGAGAGCCCGGCGCUGGAGGACAUCAGCAAAUGGACGGUGGAGGACGUCUGCAGCUUCGUGUCCAACUUGUCUGGCUGCACUGAGUACACUCAGGUAUUCCGAGAGCAGGCCAUCGACGGGGAGACCCUGCCCCUCCUGACAGAAGAGCACUUACUGAACAACAUGGGGCUCAAGCUGGGACCCGCCCUGAAGAUCAGGUCACAGGUGGCCAAGAGGCUGGGCCGGGUGCUCUACAUGGCCGGCUUCCCGCUGGCGCUGCCGCUGCAGCCGCCGGGGCUGCGGCCGCCGGAGCGGGAGGCGGCUGCGGGCGAGCUCCGCCCGGCCUCCACCGGCAGCGUGGCCUCGCCCUUCGGCAGCGCCGUGCCCGCCAGCCGGGGCUCCCCGAAGCAGGAGAACGGCAACCCUGCCCUGCUCAGCGACACCACCAAAGCCCCGUCCUAACCCAGCCCGGCCCAGCGCAGCCCGCACCGCAGGAAGGGAGGGGGCUCUUUUGUAGGUUUUUGGUUUGUUUUGGGUUUUUUUUUUUUUUUGGAUGCGUUUGCUUUUUUUUUUUGUUUGGGGAAAAUAAAAGAAGAACCACGGAGAUUUCUGAACUGUCAAAAAAAAAAAAAUGAAAGGGAAGGAAGGAAAAUGAUCCAAAGAUGCUGUCGUGGGACGACGCCAAGUGAAGAGAAGGGUGCUGGAGGAUGGAGGCAGCAUUCCCGGUCCCUUCCACACUCCUCGGUGGAGCUGCAGAGCCUGCACAGCAAGCGGACAGGCUGCUCUUUGCCUUCAGGACCUCGGGGCUGUGCCUCCACAGGGGAGGGAAGGGGCUCUGCUCCUCCCGCCGGUACUUCGAGCAAAAAACCCAUCCACAGCCCCCCCGGCCGAGCUCUCCUCCUCCCUGGAAACUGGGCUCAGUUCCUCAUUCAGGUGUUCUAUGCAUCUCUAGCAACUUUGAAAACAAUACCAAAGACAGACAAAAAGGAUAAAAAGACAAAAAAAAAAAAAGACAAAAAAAAAGAGAAAAAAG
Motacilla alba alba is the source of this 4068-nucleotide messenger RNA. It is a transcript of the gene SAMD11, whose product is annotated as sterile alpha motif domain containing 11. The coding region runs from base 342 to 3497 and encodes 1051 amino acids. Lineage: Eukaryota; Metazoa; Chordata; Aves; Passeriformes; Motacillidae. The record is from RefSeq and is a predicted model, not a curated record. Gene Ontology annotation, biological process: positive regulation of transcription by RNA polymerase II. The transcript is spliced from 16 exons. Gene Ontology annotation, molecular function: protein binding; RNA polymerase II cis-regulatory region sequence-specific DNA binding; DNA-binding transcription activator activity, RNA polymerase II-specific.